AUGGCGUCGAUAGCGACCAAGGCGAUAGCCGGAAAACCAAUUCUCCCACCAUGUUUCACAAGCCAGAAAGUCGGCGUCGUAGUUUCAGCAGGCAAGAUGGCGAGAGCAGUACGAGUGCGCGUCGCAGAACACGAAUGGAAUAAGAAGUUCAGGAAGCACUUCCCAGCCCCCAAAACAUACAUAGCCCGCGACCCCAACAACUCCGUCGUCGAAGGAGACAUUGUGCGCAUAACAUCCGGCUACCGCACCUCCAAAGUAAUCCGCCACGUCGUAACCUCCAUCGUCGCGCCCUUUGGCGAGCCCGUCGAAAACCGACCCCCAGUCCUCACCCAAGCACAACUCGACGAACAGCGCAUCAAAGAGCGGUUAUUGAAGGACGUACGGUCGGCGGAGCGGGGCAGGCAAGCGAGUAUCCAAAGACUGGCGCUGGCGCGGAAACAAGGCUUAACAAUACCCACAUUGGCCGAGGCUAUGGAGGGUAUGAGGAUACAUACCGAGGCGGAAAAGGCACGGGCUGAGGCGCAUGGUGGACAGGCUGGACAGCAGAAGACGGCCAAGGAGAGACGGUUGGAGCAGGGCAAGAAGACGAAGGCGGAGGUUAAGGCGGAGAGUAAGGUCAAGAAUGCGAGGAAGCAGACUGCCUGA
Messenger RNA from Alternaria incomplexa, 645 nucleotides. RefSeq lists its product as uncharacterized. The coding region runs from base 1 to 645 and encodes 214 amino acids. Lineage: Eukaryota; Fungi; Ascomycota; Dothideomycetes; Pleosporales; Pleosporaceae. Gene Ontology annotation, molecular function: structural constituent of ribosome. Gene Ontology annotation, cellular component: ribosome; mitochondrion. Gene Ontology annotation, biological process: translation. The record is from RefSeq and is a predicted model, not a curated record. The transcript has 2 exons.